AUGAAAAUCACACAGCUCUACGUUUACCCAAUCAAAUCGCUGCAAGGCAUUGCAUUGCAAAAGGCGAAGCUCGACAGGCAAGGCGUACAGCAUGAUCGGCGGUUUAUGCUGCUAAGGGUACACGAUGACGGUCAUCAUGAGCCAGUUGAAGUCGUCAGAUAUCCGGCAUGUGCUCUUUUCGUCCCAGAGAUCCUAGAUGGAAAGAUCGUGAAAUACAAGAUCCCGGAGGAGCCGGCUUCCCCGCCGACGCAGGCGCAGAAAACACCACUCGAGAUCCCGUUGGAGCCGGAGACCGCUGGGCUUGAGACCGUGGAGGUUGACUUGUACAAGAGCAAGACCAUGGGCUACCGCAUGCCUGAGGCCCAUAACUCUUGGUUCAGCUCAUGCCUCGGCUUCGAGACGAUACUCGUGUAUGUCGGCGACGGCAAACGGCAGGUACUAGGGACGAUGUCGCCUCAUGCCCAGAACAAGCGGAACCAGGGGUGGCUAUCCUCUAUGAAGAGCUACAUUGGUUCGAACGAAGACCCUCACUGGCUCACGUUCACAUGCGUCGCAUCGUAUCUGAUCGCGACCGAGGCGUCUGUGAACGACGUGAGCAGCAGGCUGCCACCUGGAGAAGACAUGGACAUCCGCAAAUUCCGGCCAAACAUAGUCGUUGAAGGCGAGGGGGCCUUUGAUGAGGAUUACUGGGGCGAGAUCGAGGUCGAGAACGGCGUGCGGUUCGAUCUUACUGGGAACUGCGGGCGCUGCGUGUCGAUCAAUGUCGACUACGCGACGGGGAGGCCUGGAACAGGCGAGAGCGGUAAUGUUCUCAAGAAGCUGAUGAAAGACCGCAGGGUGGAUAAGGGCAACAAGUAUUCGCCAAUUUUCGGCCGGUAUGGCUUCCUCCAGGCCGAGCGGGCAGAGAUCCAAAUUGGACAAGAGGUCGCCGUUACCAAGCGAAUGGAGGAACGAUGUGUCUGGGAUUGGCCGCCGUAUAAAUGA
Diaporthe citri is the source of this 984-nucleotide messenger RNA. RefSeq lists its product as uncharacterized. Gene Ontology annotation, molecular function: pyridoxal phosphate binding; molybdenum ion binding; catalytic activity. The transcript is spliced from 3 exons. NCBI's taxonomy places the organism in Eukaryota, Fungi, Ascomycota, Sordariomycetes, Diaporthales, Diaporthaceae. Bases 1 to 984 code for a protein of 327 amino acids. The record is from RefSeq and is a predicted model, not a curated record.